Messenger RNA from Nomascus leucogenys (northern white-cheeked gibbon), 3291 nucleotides. RefSeq names its product zinc finger protein 417. The coding region runs from base 1 to 1788 and encodes 595 amino acids. Gene Ontology annotation, biological process: regulation of DNA-templated transcription. The transcript has 3 exons. The record is from RefSeq and is a predicted model, not a curated record. NCBI's taxonomy places the organism in Eukaryota, Metazoa, Chordata, Mammalia, Primates, Hylobatidae.
AUGGAUACCUAUUUGUCCACUUACUGCUUAUUGCUGCUGGCAAUUGACCAGUGGGCCCAUGAAGAGACAAAGGCACCAGUGGACAUGCAGGGCACUGUGACCUUUGAAGAUGUGGCUGUGAACUUUUCCCAGGAGGAGUGGUGUCUCCUUAGUGAGGCUCAGAGGUGCUUGUACCGUGAUGUGAUGCUAGAGAACCUGGCUCUCAUAUCCUCGCUGGGUUGUUGGUGUGGAUCAAAAGAUGAGGAGGCACCAUGUAAGCAGAUAAUUUCUGUACAAAGAGAGUCUCAGAGCAGGACUCCUAGGGCAGGUGUUUCUCCUAAGAAGGCUCACCCCUGUGAAAUGUGUGGCCUCAUCUUAAGGGAUGUUUUUCACUUUGCUGACCACCAGGAAACUCAUCACAAGCAGAAGCUGAACAGGAGUGGAGCAUAUGGAAAAAACUUGGAUGACACUGCAAACCUUCAUCAGCGCCAGAAGCAGUAUAUUGGAGAGAAAUCCUACAGAAAGAGUGUCAGAGAAGCGUCAUUUUUAAAGAAAUGUAAGCUUAGGGUGUCACAGGAGCCAUUUGUUUUCCACGAGUUUGGGGAGGACGUUCUGCCCAGUUCAGGAUUGUGCCAAGAAGAAGCUUCUUACCCUGUAGAGAAGACAGACAGUGAAACUAUGCAUGACCCACCCUUUCAGGGGGGAAAAACUAAUUACAGGUGUGGAAAACACACAAAAGCCUUCAGCACCAAGCACUCAGUUAUUCCACACCAGAAACUUUUCACUAGAGAUGGAUGUUAUAUGUGCAGUGAUUGUGGAAAAUCCUUUAGCAGAUAUGUCAGCUUCAGUAAUCAUCAGCGAGAUCACACUGGAAAAGGACCUUAUGAGUGUGGAGAGUGUGGGAAAUCUUAUAGUCGAAAGAGCAGCCUCAUUCAACAUCAGCGAGUUCACACUGGAAAGACAGCUUAUCCCUGUGAAGAAUGUGGGAAAUCUUUUAGUCAGAAGGGCAGCCUUAUUAGCCAUCAGCGUGUUCACACUGGAGAAGGGCCUUAUGAGUGUGGAGAAUGUGGGAAAUCUUUUCAUCAAAAGGGUAACCUCAUUCAACAUCAGCGAGGUCACACUGGAGAGACAGCUUAUCACUGUGGGGAAUGUGGGAAAUCUUUUCGUCAGAAGUUCUGCUUUAUUAACCAUCAGCGUGUUCACACUGGAGAAAGGCCUUACAAGUGUGGAGAAUGUGGGAAAUCUUUUGGUCAAAAGGGCAACCUUGUUCAACAUCAGCGAGGUCACACUGGAGAAAGGCCCUAUGAGUGCAGGGAAUGUGGGAAAUCAUUUAGGUACAGAUCUCACCUCACUGAACACCAGAGACUUCACACUGGGGAAAGACCUUACAAUUGUAGGGAAUGUGGGAAAUUAUUUAACAGGAAGUAUCAUCUUCUUGUUCAUGAGAGAGUUCACACUGGAGAAAGGCCAUAUGCGUGUGAGGUAUGUGGGAAAUUAUUUGGUAAUAAGAACUGUGUGACCAUACAUCAGAGGAUUCACACUGGAGAAAGGCCAUAUGAAUGCAGUGAAUGUGGGAAAUCAUUUCUUUCCAGCUCUGCACUUCAUGUUCAUAAAAGAGUUCAUUCUGGACAAAAACCUUAUAAGUGCAGUGAAUGUGGGAAAUCCUUUGCUGAAUGUUCCAGUCUCAUUAAACACAGGAGAAUUCACACUGGAGAAAGGCCUUAUGAAUGCACCAAAUGUGGAAAAACAUUUCAGCGAAGCUCUACCCUCCUUCAUCAUCAGAGUUCACACAGGAGAAAGGCCUUAUGAGUGCAGUGAAUAUGGGAAAUCCUUUGCUGAAACAUCCAGACUCAUUAAACACAGGAGAGUUCAUACUGGAGAAAGGCCUCAUGACUGCUGUCAACGUGGAAAACAUCAGAAUGUCUGCUCUCCUUGGUCUUAAAAGACUUCGCAUUGGAACGGAGUCUCAUUCUGUCACCCAGGCUGGAGUGCAGUGGUGCAAUCUUGGCUCACUGCAACUUGGGCCUCCCAGGUUCAAGUGAUUCUCCUACCUCAGCCUCCCAGGGAGCUGAGAUUAUGGGUACACAACACCACGCCUGGCCAAAUACUUGGUUUUCAGUACCACAAGAGCUAUGAGCUGGUUAUCCACUUCAUGUGGAAUCAUGUGUCCCCAAGUGACAAUACGUAUAGAUUGCCGGGCAGUGAAACAGUUAAGAUGCCACCAUAGCUUGCUUUCUUUUCAACAUCUUUCUAAGAUUACCUUACUAUUUCUUUUGUUCCAAGUUUGUAUUUCCUCAGAGUUUUCACAUAUGGAAAGGAUACACACUUUGUAGAAACAAGAACUUUAUGUUAUCCAAGUUCUAGGAUAGCCAUGAGCUCCAAUUAUCUCAGAGCUCUGAGUCCUCUACUCAAUACCCAUUGAGAUUUAUGUGUUCUGAGGCUUUUGUCUUCUAGCUACUUAUGUCAUUCUCCAUGGGUAACGUCAUUCAUCCACAUUAGCUAAUUUCCUCACUCCAAGCUCUUUUCUAGAGAUAAUCUCCAGUCCCUGUGCAGAAACUGUCAUUGCACUUUCUGCGGAAAUGGUAGUUUCUUGCCAGCAAGGUGAGAUUAUGGAAUCCAGAAUCUUUUUUCAGGGGCCACAUGCCCAUUUCCCCACUUGCAUGAAUGUUGACACUGCAGCCACAGUUAUGGCAGUAAAUGUGAAUUUGGCAAGUAACCACCUUUCCCAGGGAAACGUCCCAAUCAGAAGAAUAUUAUCUGGGACACCGAUACUGAUAGGGAGAUGGGACAUUCUGAGGGACCUAGAGGCAGGGUGCCACCUCCUCAGCUUCCCUGAGGGCUGCCUAGAAUCUCUCUGUUUCCUCUCACUGAAUUAUUCUUUCUCUUAUGGCUGAACAAACACAUGGAACCUCACAAAGUCCAUUGUAAGGGCUUUAUCUUUGUGAAGUGAAGAACAUGAAGACAGUUUGAAUCAGUUAUUGAAUGGACACUUAAUGUCUUUAUAACUUUUUUAGAUAUGUGUUUGUGUUUUUUGGGGAGCAUAAUUUGCAAAUGGAAUCUCUGUUAUUUUACUAAGGUGCUUCAUGGAUACAAGAGUUAAAACUUCCUCUCCCAUUUAGUGAAACAAAAGGUUAAGAAAUGUGGAUAAAGCUUGUAAGUUAGAAAUGGCAAGAUAAUCAACUAUAUGAAGAAUCUCAGCUGGGUGUUUUGGCCCAGGCCUGUAAUCCCAGCACUUUGGGAGGUUGGGAUGGGUGGCUUACAAGGUCAGGAGUUCAAGACCACCCUGGCCAAUAUGGUGAAACCCUGUCUCUA